Molecule: messenger RNA, 1623 nt
Organism: Elgaria multicarinata webbii
Lineage: Eukaryota; Metazoa; Chordata; Lepidosauria; Squamata; Anguidae
Gene: TMEM178A
Product: transmembrane protein 178A
Exons: 4
Coding region: 224-571 (115 amino acids)
Biological process (GO): regulation of cytosolic calcium ion concentration; negative regulation of osteoclast differentiation
Cellular component (GO): endoplasmic reticulum membrane
Source: RefSeq, a predicted model, not a curated record
UGACGGAAUUUCCAACGGAUGCUGCGGGAGACGUCCUGGUUGUUCAUGAUGUCGUUUAAAAAGACCCUCAAACUUUUGUAUCGCUCAGAGGUGCACAGCAGUCAAGUACCACUUUGCUCCGCCUAUACGCUUACGGAACAUCCCAUUCAAUCUAACCAAGACCAUCCAGCAGGAUGAAUGGCACCUGUUACAUCUAAGAAGAAUCACAGCAGGAUUUCUUGGGAUGGCAGCAGCCGUUCUCCUCUGCGGAUGCAUUGUAACUACCGUCAGUUUCUUUUGGGAGGAAAGCCUCACACAGCACGUUGCAGGUCUCCUGUUCCUUAUGUCAGGCAUCUUUUGCACUAUUUCUCUCUGCACUUAUGCAGCAAGUGUCUCCUAUGACCUAAACCGCUUACCCAAAUUCAUCUAUGGUCUUCCUGAUGACGUUGAACAUGGAUACAGCUGGUCUAUAUUCUGUGCUUGGUGCAGUUUAGGACUCAUCGUAGCAGCAGGAUGUCUUUGCACCACUUAUCCAUUCAUUAGCAGGACAAAGAUUAGCCAUCUAAAGUCCACCAGAGACUCUUCCGUAUGAUUGCUUAUCGGGGGAUAAUCUCUCCCCUUGUGAAGUGACAAGUGAUCUGAAGGGUCGUCUUCAAGGAUUUAUAAGGGAGCUAAAUUCAGAAUCCAAGCACAAAAAAACCCUGAUCCCUUAAAUGCCAAACAUUGUGUCUUAUUAGCUAGGAAACACAGAGGAGUUCUUCUCUGCCUGCAGGGUGAGUGAAAUAAAACAUUCAGGCGACAAAAGUUCUUCUAGAACUCAUGACUGCAACUCAGCACAGUUUAUAUGCACAUGUCAUGAAUGAGGCGGGGCUGAUCCCACUUGGAUAGGAAAACUGUGUUGACGAUUUUGGGCUGUUAUAUUUAGCAGAGGGUUGUACAUAAGGUAAUAACAACCAACAAAAAACACAACUGCCAAAAAAAAAAUCCUCCCAAGUGGUAAGACUAUUUCCUUAUUAUUCUUGAUCAGUGUUAAUUACAUGAGUUUCAACAUUUUUUUUAAUUUAAGUGAAAUAAGUCUUCAUUUCUCUGCUAAGUAUUUUAGUGGUUCCCAAAAUGGUAUUGUGUAGAAGAUUCUUUUAAGAAUUCCAGCGUUAGAGGUGAAUGGGCAAUUUGUCUUAGAAGCAAUGUAGGAAAAGGCACAGAGGGAAUGACUUCCAAGAUGGGAUGGGCCCUUCAGUGAACCCUAUAGAAUGGAAACCAUAUGGAAAAAGUUAAAAAUGACUGAUUUGACUAUUCUGUGAUAGCAAUGUCCUGCUUGUAAAUGUAUCUCCCUGAAAUACCUUUUUGUAUUUCUUAAGGAACUAAAUGCCAUGUAUAAAUGAGAUUAAUUGUCUGAAACAGAUUAUAUGACACUGGUUAGUAUUGUUGGAAGUAACAUCUGUUGUACAACCUCAGCCUCUUUGUCUAAAAAUGGUUUAGUGGCAGAACAUCCCCCUCAGUUAAUAGUGUUUGUAAAAUUUCUGAGCAAGUGACUUGGAUAUGGAUUCCUCUUGAAUAGCAAUGUAAAUUUAAAACAAAAAUACAACCAUGAGUUAAAAACAUCCCUGUCUCCAGUUAUAUGGUUAUAUGAGUUUCAACCUUUCU